Molecule: messenger RNA, 698 nt
Organism: Pimephales promelas (fathead minnow)
Lineage: Eukaryota; Metazoa; Chordata; Actinopteri; Cypriniformes; Leuciscidae
Gene: cxcl17
Product: C-X-C motif chemokine ligand 17
Source: RefSeq, a predicted model, not a curated record
CAGACGUGGCUUUUGAGACCCAGAAAUCAGAGCUUUGUCAUAUAAAUACUGUGUAACCCUAGAUUUGAAUACAAUGUUCUCUUGAAAAGCAGGAGUCUUGAAGACUUAAAAGUGUUAUUUUAGGCAGUAUUUCUCAUUUUCUGUCUAAGUGCUUGUGAGAAAGAUGAAGUUCCAGGUGCUUCUGCUGGCCUUUGCUCUGGUGAUUGCCACUAACAUCUACUGUCAAGCCCAGCCUCAGCGGAGAGAUUCAGAUAAAUCUCCAGAGGUGUCCAGAAGGCAGGUCAGGACAUGCAACUGCAGUGGAAGAAGAUUUGAGAACUGUCCCUGUGAGCUGCAACGUCAAUACAGAGUCCUCAAAGAGCAGAAAGCUUUUUGCCAAAAGAAGGGGAGUGCGACAUCAAAAAUAUGCCAACGUUUGACUGGAGGAAUCAGGAAGCAGAAGAAAGGCAACAUAGGCAGUAUGCCGAUUUAAUCUCACAGUCACUAUGCACACAAACUAUACGUCCCCACAGUUUUAUACAUGUACCUGUUACACAAUAUCUAAAGUAAGUAGUGUAUACUGAACUACUUUUGUAUCUGUUAUAUUCCAAAUCAUUUAAUCUAUCCAGUGAGGUUGAGUUUUUACAAUUGGAAAAGAUGUGCAAGUGCAUUUAAAAAUAAAACGGGUUGCCAAUAAAAAGAGAAGUUUGUUUGAAUAA